Molecule: messenger RNA, 804 nt
Organism: Scheffersomyces stipitis CBS 6054
Lineage: Eukaryota; Fungi; Ascomycota; Pichiomycetes; Serinales; Debaryomycetaceae
Product: ubiquinone biosynthesis protein
Exons: 1
Coding region: 1-804 (267 amino acids)
Cellular component (GO): mitochondrion
Molecular function (GO): protein-containing complex binding
Source: RefSeq, a predicted model, not a curated record
AUGUCGGUGGCAAAGUCAAUUGCAGUCUUUGGCGGACUGGGUUUCCUUGGUCGUAAGAUCUGUGAAGUGGGAAUCCAGAGAGGAUAUGACGUAACAGCAUUUUCCAGAUCGGGGGAGCCUCCACAAGCUGCUAUCCAUCAGCCAUGGAUCAAAGAGGUCAAUUGGGAGAAAGGCAACAUAUUUGAACCUCUGACUUAUACGCAUAGCUUAUCUUCGUUUGGAACUGUAGUUCAUUCUAUAGGUAUUCUUUUUGAAAAUUCAAGUUAUAAGAAGACGAUGAACUCCAACUUCAACUUCUUGAACGACAUCCAGAAUUUGGCUUCACUGCUCAAAGGGCCCAAUCCCAUGGCCAAAGACGAUCACAACACCUAUGAAGCUAUUCAGCGAGAUUCGGCUGUACUUUUGGCUGAUAACUUUAUUGAGCACCAGAAACAGGACCCUGUAUUCGUGUAUAUCUCGGCUGAUAGUCAAUUCCCAAUAGUACCUCUGGAGUAUUUGACUACCAAAAGAGAGGCUGAAUUUGAAUUAUCGUGUAAAAAGGGUUUGCGCUCAAUCUUGAUGAGACCAGGGUUCAUGUACGAUCCAUCUCAUGAGGGCCAGGAUAACCGUGACAUUCUUGCCCGCCUCUUGAAGUUGGGCUAUUCUACAAAAGAAGUCAUUGUUGGAGACAAAAUCUCGUUCUUGAACAAGCUGGUCAGACCGCCAGUGACUACAGAACAGGUUGCAUCUAAGAUCUUCGAGAAGAUCGAGAACCCAGACUUCAGUGGAGUGGUGUCGUUGGACGAGAUUGCUGGUCGGAGAUGA